Messenger RNA from Malaclemys terrapin pileata, 1991 nucleotides. RefSeq names its product lipase I (gene LIPI). The record is from RefSeq and is a predicted model, not a curated record. Gene Ontology annotation, biological process: lipid metabolic process. Gene Ontology annotation, molecular function: lipase activity; carboxylic ester hydrolase activity. The transcript is spliced from 10 exons. Bases 287 to 1681 code for a protein of 464 amino acids. NCBI's taxonomy places the organism in Eukaryota, Metazoa, Chordata, Testudines, Emydidae.
CCAUGUUAGUCCAGUAGUUCCCAAGGAGAGAGAAAGAAGGGCAACUGACGAUUAGAAAAAAACCCCACAAAAAUAACUCUGAAAGAACCGAAUAUGCAUCACCAAUUUAAGUAUGGAAAUAGGAGGAGUCAUGAACUGCAAAAGCUUGAACACUGGUUUUUGCCCUUUGCAAAGUCACUUCCUUCUCUUCACCACACCUGUUUUUAUCAGUGACGUUUCAUUGUCAGAUCAUAGUGUAAGCUAGCACACAUAAGGAAAUACUAAAAUCUUCUCUAUUCAGUUGUGGAUGUUACGUGUUGCUUUUCACAAUUUCCAUAUGUUGAAGUUGUUUCUCUUCAUCUUUUUGACGUGCUGGGUGAGAUCAGAUACAGAACGAAAAUGUCAAGAGUUCACAGAUCUUAGCAUACACAAUGCUUUAGCUGGGACAGAUCUAAAAGUGAAACUGCUGUUGUACACAAGGACAAACCAAAACUGUUCUGAGAGUCUCAGUGAAUAUAAUACAACAGCAUCUACAUAUCUGGAUGUGACCAAGAAAACUAUCUUUAUAGUCCAUGGCUUAAGACUAACAGGCUCUGCACCAGUAUGGCUGAACGACAUGAAAGAACUUCUACUGUCUUUAGAGGACGUUAACCUCAUUAUAGUAGAUUGGAACAGGGGUGCUACAACUGUAAUUUAUCAUAAUGCUGUCCACAACACCAGAAGAGUCGCAGAAAUCUUGAAGAAAUAUAUUGACCAGAUGUUGGCAUAUGGAGCUUCUCUUGACUCUAUUCAUAUGAUUGGAGUUAGCCUUGGGGCUCAUAUAGCUGGAUUUGUUGGAGAAAUGUAUAAUGGUAAACUUGGCAGAAUUACAGGUCUUGACCCAGCUGGCCCUUCAUUCAGUGGGAAACCACCAAAUGAGAGAUUGGAUCAUACAGAUGCACAGUUUGUUGAUGUCAUUCAUACUGAUAUAGAUGUUCUAGGCUUCAGGAAACCUUUAGGAAAUAUCGAUUUCUAUCCAAAUGGAGGAGCAGAUCAGCCUGGCUGUCCACAAACACUGUUUAGUGGAUCUCAGUUUUUUAAAUGUGAUCAUCAGAGAUCUGUUUUCUUGUUCCUGUCAUCCUUGAAACGGAGUUGCAACAUAACAACAUACCCUUGUGAUUCAUACUUGGAUUACCAGAAUGGAAAAUGUGCCAACUGUGAAGCUUUUCAACCAAUGCCAUGUCCAGAACUGGGUUAUUUUGCUGAUAAGUGGAAAAACUAUUUAAUCCAAAAAGACCCUCCGGAGACAAAGGCUUAUUUUGAUACCUCAGGCCAAGAACCAUUCUGCAUGUAUUACUACUUUGUGGAUUUUAUUACUUGGAAUAAAAGCAUUAGGAGAGGUUUCAUCAGAAUUAAAAUAACAGACAAUGCUGGAAACACAAUAGAAUCAAAAAUAAAUACUGAAGCUGCUACAUUUCAGCAGUAUAGAAAAGCCAGUAUCUUUGUUGGAUUUUAUGAGGAUUUUGACAAAAUAUCAAGAAUUUCCUUGACUUUUUCUACAAGAACUCUAAUAGGCCCAAAAUAUAAGCUCAGGAUUCUUCGAAUGAGGCUAAGAUCUACUACAGAUCCAGGAAGGCUGCAGAUGUGCAGAUAUGAUUUUGUACUUCUGGAAAACAUCGAAACAACCUUCAAGCCUAUUCCAUGCCAAGAGAGGGACAAGUAAAGAGAGAGUCUCCGCUAACUUGCUUUCUUUUGUAGAAAAUAUCACUUUUAAUUCUUUCUCGGGACUAAGGCCUGCUCUGAGGAGGGAAAUGAGACAAAACAAGCUCAGUUUCUGAAGUUGAAACGAUAAACUUCAUUGCUUUCUGUGGGUAUCGUAGAGUGAAAUUCAACAACCAGUUCAGUCAAUUUUUUAAAACAAAUGUAUGAUGGCAGAACACGUACAAUGAUCUAUUAGUUUCAGAGUAACAGCCGUGUUAGUCUGUAUCCACAAAAAGAAGAACAGGAGUACUUGUGGCACCUUAGAGACUAAC